AUGAAUCGCCAGAACCGUAAUCAACAGCAGCAAGAAGAUCAACAGGACGACGAGGAGCAGCAGCAGCAGCAGCAGCCUCGUCAAGCCCGAAACAGAAUAAGAGGCCCAACGUCUGCUUUGACAAGUUUUCUAAGAGAACAUGGCAUCAGAGUAGAAAAUCGUAGCCGAAUAGAUCGUCGUGCAGAGCGUGCACAGCGUGAACAAGAAGCUGCUGACAACAGCACUCCUGCAACACCACCGGAUGAUAGCAGCACUGACAACAAUGACAGCCCUACCGCUAGUCCUUCUCAGUCAUCCUCUUCGGCUGUUACUCCUGAACCUUCUACUACUACUACUAGCAUUCUUUAUGCACCAGCAAGACGCACUAGACGAUUAAAUGCAGCCGCCACACAAUUGAUUGAAACUGCUCGUGCAAGUUCUUCUACUGCUUGUGGUAGCAGUAGUAGUAGUAUUAGUAGUAGCAAGGGAGCAGCAAAUAACGGCAAACGUAAGAAGAAGCCUUCUGAUAGCGACUCUGAUGACGACUAUCUCUCUGGCAGCGAUACCGAUAAUGAUCCAGGACCGUUCAGUCGAGCUCCUCGUCCUUCUCGACGCAAUCAAAUCGUAUUCUGUGAUAAAUGCAAGGGACGGUUCGCUCGACCCUUGGUUUCUGGUACCGAUAUCGAGACCGAAAAUGUAUGCCCUUCAUGCUUGCGAGGCGAUGGACCUAACAGAAAGACCCAAAAACGUUCGGCGAAGAAGCGUCGCACGAACGGUGGUGGUCUUGAUUAUGGGCGCGACAAGGCCCCUUCGCUUCAGGACAUUUGCAUCAAGGUCGUUGCCCAAAAUAUCGAGGAUGUUGAGGCGUUCGGUGAAAUUGGCCCUGAAAAUUUGGAUAAGCUCGCAAAGAUUAUCAGCAAGAAUCGAAAGCUUACUGCCCAAACCGCUCGCUUAUUCCUGGAGCCCACUGUACGGGACUUGGCUCUGUACGAUUGUACCGAUGUGGAUGAAACGGGACUACUCAACGUUGCGCAUUUCUGCCCGAACCUUAAGUCACUUAAGCUGUUGUACUGCGGCCAAAUGACGUCAAAUGUCCUAGCUACCUACAGCACACGUCUGAAGAAUCUAAAAUACAUUGAACUAUCUGGUCCGUAUCUUGUGAUGCCGGACGUCUGGAUCGAUCUUAUCAAGAGUGCGGGUGCAAAACUGGAAGGGUUCAAGUUAUCUCACUCGUUCCGGUUCAACCGAGACUGUUUGGAAGCUCUGGCCGAACAUUGCCCGAACAUCAAAUACCUGGAACUCUCCAAAAUCAACCUGUUCCGUGACGAUUGGUUUGACCUGAUUGGCAAGUUUGACAAGCUGACGACGCUCAAGUUGGCUUGGCCACCGGAACCAAAGAAACAAAAGAUUUCUUCUGAAGCCAUUGUUCGCGUACUCAAGGCUGCUGGUCAGAAUUUGACAGAGCUGGCGCUGCCUGGAUUAUCUAAAGUUAGCGACUCUGUUCUCCUCAAGGGUAUCCUCGGAAACUGUCCAAAUCUCAAAGACCUGGAUCUUUGCAAGUGUGAAAACAUCACAUCGGGUGCGGUUCAGAAGCUUUUUAAUGAAUGGAAGACAUCGAUUCCUGGCUGUGGACUUGAACGACUUAAUAUUUCUCGCUGUGUAGCGUUGGAUGAUGAGGCGCUCAAGGCUAUUCUUCUUCAUUCCGGGAGGACGCUCAAGGAUAUCGACUUGCAUAGUCUCGAUAACCUUUCUGCAUACGGAUUGGAGAUGAUUGCUGGUAAAUUCGCUAAAGAUGUUGCUGGUGGCAAGGCAUGUGAGGCGUUGGCUACACUCAACUGUAGCUUUGUUCGUUCCAUGGAUGACUUUGUGCUCAAGUUGCUUCUGGAGGCUUGCACUUCUUUGCAAAACCUUAAAGUUUGGGGCUGCAACCAGUUGACCAACCAAAUCGCACCUACCAAAGUACGCGUCAUCGGUCGAGAAGCAGAGCACUGA
Molecule: messenger RNA, 1971 nt
Organism: Zychaea mexicana
Lineage: Eukaryota; Fungi; Mucoromycota; Mucoromycetes; Mucorales; Lichtheimiaceae
Exons: 5
Coding region: 1-1971 (656 amino acids)
Biological process (GO): SCF-dependent proteasomal ubiquitin-dependent protein catabolic process
Cellular component (GO): SCF ubiquitin ligase complex
Source: RefSeq, a predicted model, not a curated record